This is a messenger RNA of Protopterus annectens (West African lungfish), 762 nucleotides long. It is a transcript of the gene TMEM128, whose product is annotated as transmembrane protein 128. Lineage: Eukaryota; Metazoa; Chordata; Ceratodontiformes; Protopteridae. Bases 52 to 576 code for a protein of 174 amino acids. The transcript has 5 exons. The record is from RefSeq and is a predicted model, not a curated record.
CCUACAGAAACCGAUCUUCUCUCUUCCUGUCAUUUACUUCCUUGUUAAGAAAUGGCUACGUUUUCUGAGAACCCGGAAUUAGAGGCUCUAAGACACAGGUUUAGACAGCAAGCAGCGUUACUAUUGCAGGCUUCACCAUCUGCAGAUGGUCCGCCCAGCUGGACCGACAUCGGUUCAGAUGAUGACAAAAAGAAAAACGAAAAGCCUCUUCCUCGAGUCAACUUUCAUUCAGUAUUCUGGAUUUUGGUUUCCGCAGUAGUGACGUACUAUACUGAUUUUAUUACAGUGAUUAAAGCAAGUGAACAUGUACAAAGCUGGUGGUUUCUUCUUGGCAGCUGUUUACUUGCCAUUAGCUUAAUGAUUGCCUUCUACUGCAUAAUUUACCUGGAAUGUCUAUGUGGUGUCAAAGAUUACGAUUCACAGUACCCUGCAUUAGUACCAUCAGCAACAGCUGCAUUCAUUGCUGCAGCCAUUUGUUUUAACAUUGCCUUAUGGUCUUUAUGGUCCUUCCUGACUCCGCUUAUAUUAUUCACUCAGUUCAUGGGAAUGGUAAUGCUCAUCUCUCUCCUUGGAUGAUUUGCUUUUAGUAAAACUGUGGCAUGAAAACUACCGUGUGCCGCAAUGCUACUACAUGGACAUUAGGACUUUAGAAGGAUAAUCUGAAGAUCAGUGUUUUACCUGUCUAUUUUUAUUAAGAGUUCAUAUCUGCUAAUUUAAAGUUUAAUGUAACAUAUUUUACAUUAUUAAAAUUUUCUAAGAUAA